Molecule: messenger RNA, 942 nt
Organism: Heterocephalus glaber (naked mole-rat)
Lineage: Eukaryota; Metazoa; Chordata; Mammalia; Rodentia; Bathyergidae
Product: olfactory receptor 4K14-like
Biological process (GO): G protein-coupled receptor signaling pathway
Cellular component (GO): membrane
Molecular function (GO): G protein-coupled receptor activity; olfactory receptor activity
Source: RefSeq, a predicted model, not a curated record
AAAAUGCAUGAAGGAAAUCAAUCAGCAGUGUCAGAAUUCGUGCUUCUGGGACUUGGACACUCAUGGAAUAUUCAGGUCUUACUCUUUGUUAUAUCGUUAACUUUUUAUCUGAUGAUUCUGUCUGGAAAUAUUUUCAUCAUGAUCUUAAUCAUCACUGACCCCUUUCUGCAUUCCCCCAUGUACUUCUUGUUGGCCAAUCUAUCUUUUGUGGACAUAUGGCUUUCCUCAGUCACCACUCCCAAGAUGAUUGCAGACUUUAUCAGUGAAAACAGGACCAUCUCCUUUGCAGGUUGCAUGUGCCAGAUCCUCUUUGCCCAUUUCACUGCAGCAAGUGAGAUGGUACUGCUCGUGGUAAUGGCCUAUGACCGCUAUGUGGCCAUCUGCAAGCCACUCCACUACUCUACCAUCAUGAACCUGCAAAAGUGCAUUAGCUUGGUACUAACUUCCUGGAACAUAGGCUUUGUGCAUGGUAUAAGUCAAAUGGUUGUAAUUAUGAAGUUGCCUUUCUGUGGACCCAGAGAAAUAGAUAGCUUCUUCUGUGAUAUCCCAUUAGUAAUCAAGCUAGCCUGUAUGGAUUCCCAUAAUUUGGACACUUUAAUAAACAUUGACUGUGGGCUUGUGGUUGUAACUUGCUUUACUGUGUUGCUGAUAUCAUACACAUAUAUUCUUAUCACUGUCCUCCAAACUUCUAACAAUGGUGCCUCCAAAGCUCUGUCCACCUGCACUGCUCACAUCACAGUCGUAUUGCUCCUUUUUGUUCCCUGUAUCUUCAUCUAUGUAUGGCCACUAAACAUCAUUUGGUUGGACAAAUUUCUUGCUGUGUUUUACUCUGUUUUUACUCCUCUCCUAAAUCCAAUCAUUUAUACAAUGAGAAAUAAAGAGAUGAAAAAUGCUGUGAAAAGAUUCAAAAGCUACUACAUGGAUUCCAAAGGAAAUAUUUAA